AUGAGUAAAAGCACCUUUACCACAAUACUACUUCUCCUCUUUCUUUCAUUUAUAUCCGGAAAGAGGCUGAAUAUCCACAUAAUUCUACACUCACACAAUGACGCUGGCUGGCAGAACACAUUCGAGGGCUACUACCAAGAGAAGACCUCAUUCAUCCUAGAUAACGUGUACGAAGAACUAAUGACCCACCCGCACAAGAUCUUCCACUGGGCGGACAUCGCCUUCUUUGAACGCUGGUGGAGAGACCAAGAUGACCAGGUCAGAUACGAUGUUAAGCAACUGGUGUUUGAGGAUAGGCUCGUUUUUAUGAAUGGAGGAUGGGUCAUGAAUGAUGAAGCUGUUACUAGUUAUAAGGAGAUGGUGGUUAAUAUGAGGACUGGAUUGGAGUUUUUAUGGGAGAUUUUUGGAGUCAGACCAAGGAUUGGAUGGCAGAUUGAUGCUUUUGGAGCUAGUGCUUCUAUGGUAUCUGUGCUGCAUAAGCUUGGAUUUGAGAAUUUGGUACAUAAUAGGCUUAAUCCGGAUUUUAAAACUCAGAUGAGGUCUGGAGAUGGGUAUAAUUUUUAUUGGCAAGGUCAUCAAGUUGACCCUAACCCUGAGGAUUCUAAGAUAUUCUGAUCCAUUUUAGAGAACUUUUACAUUCUUCCUGAUAUGAGGAUGACAAUGGAAGAGAAAUUUUUGAAUGCCAAUAUGACUGAAUACAGUCCUUAUCUCUUUUCUAAUUUGAUACAAAGAUCAAUAGAUUCUAUUGACAGGAUGUCAAAUUUCACAGCAGAAGAGUAUCAUGUCAUGAUUCCAUUCGGAGAUGACUUUGGUUUUGUCAAUGGUAGAAAAGAUUUUGCUAAGCUUGAUGAGCUUUAUGAUGCUCUUAAAGUUUAUUCUGACUCAAUUGGAUAUGAAACUCACAUAAAAUAUGAUAGUCUUGAGAAUUAUUUACAAGACAUUAAGCAACUUGAUUUAGAUUACGGUCUAUACAAGGGAGAUUUUCUCCCUUUCUAUGAAUCUACUCCCUCUUGGGAUUGGAAUGAUUUUUGGACUGGAUUUUAUUCAACAAGAAUCCAUCUUAAAUCUUAUGAAAGACAUGUGUUCCGAAAGUUGCAAAGCAUCAAGACUCUUUUUGCUAUCAAAGCAGCUGAAGAGGGCUCAAUACCAGAUGAUAUCCAGCCUCUGAUCACCGAAGCUCAAAGGAAAUGGGCUAUCCUAAGUCACCAUGAUGCUAUAACUGGAACUCAUUCUUACAAUUCUGAAGAGGAUUAUUACAAGAUUCUUGAUGACUCUUUGAACUUACUUACUCUUGCUUAUGCAAGGAUAUCUCAGUUAGGAGAGACUAUAUCUCCAGAGCAAUUAUCUAUUAUGGAAGGAUUCAUUGAGGCCUUGCAACCUGAAAAUUCUAUGUUAAAUAUUUUUACAGUUGUAAAUCCAACUGCUUAUGCAAGAGAAGAAGUGUAUAAUUUCACAGUGCCAAAAGACCAAGGACCGUUUACAAUCAUCAACCUUGAUGGUGAAGACCAAGACUCCAUAAAUCCAGACAGUUACGUAGUUGAUUUAGAAGAAAUUUCUACCUACUCUCAUAUAAUGAGUAAAAGCAGAAAGGUAUUCCUUAAAGUAAAAAUCCCUGCUUUCGGAAGUCUAAACCUAUACAAAGUUAACUGUGGCCUUUCCCAGGCUGAAUGUGAAAGCCUAGGAGUAAAUAUGGCUAGCUAUGUUAAUUAUGAACCAAUUUCCAGUGAAUAUGAAAUGGAAAAUGACUAUAUUCAACUGAGAUUUGAUUCCUCAGGCGACCUUAAAGAGUAUUAUGACAAAGAUAAUGGGCUCACACAAGAAAUAGAUGAAGAAAUUUUCUAUUUUAGGACUGACGGUUAUACUAGAUCAGGGAUUUACCUAUAUAAUCCAAGAGAAGAGAGAAGCUAUUUCAAGGUUAUUUGGAAACAAAUGAGGAUCUAUGAGAUCCCUGGACUUAAAACUAUUUAUCAGGUCAGCGGAAGAGAUACUGAAACUAAAAUUUUAAGAACUUUUAGCUUAAACCACAAUGGUCAUGAACAAAGUCAAAGGCAAUUCUUUCACCAAAUUGAUGCUUUCACUGAUGAUUAUAUUGAGAUAAAUUACAGAAUCAGCUUUAAGCCCUUUGGAGAGAAUUCAGAAUUUAGGUCUUAUAUUGAUGACUCAAUGAAGUUGAUAGAAAGACCUAUCUUUGACAUAAAUAGUCCCCUUAAAAGAGAAACUGCGUCUGAACUUCUUGGAUUUUACACUUUCCCCUCAGUAAAUGGAGGGAUGCUCGAGGAAACAAUAGAAGGAUCUGGCCAACAAGUGUUCAUUUCAUGGGCUAAUUCAAAUUCUUUGGGUGCUACUCUUUCGGGCCCAAAGGAGGUUAGUUUUGUCAUCUUCAGAAAUCUCUAUAACAAUGACCAAAAAGGAGUCCCAGAAGAUUUGGUAGAGAGCCGUUCCUCAAACCUUCCGAUGAUUUUCAGAAUAGAUGUGGAGGAUGCAGCUUUGAAUCGAAACUUUGCAAAUUUUGCGAUCAAUGAAGCCUUAGUCACUUUCGAAUUGGAGUGGAGCACUCAAGAGAUUGCCUUUUUGCCUAAAUCAAGCACUCUUUUUGGUGACCUAUUUUAUCAUUAUGGCACUGAUGGGAAUUACUACGAAACUUAUCCAACAACUGUGGAUGUAAUAGAGAUCCAGCCUAUUGAAGAACAAGGACAAAUUGUAUUAAAACUAUUGGCUAGAAACAGAUUUGAUACCAUCAUACUAAUUGAUCAAAACUCACUCGGUCACUUUGAUCAGAUUUCAAAAUUUGAGACAAUAGAUCAUGAAGGAACUCCUGAUGAAAGCCAAACCGGAUACAAACAUGAUGCAAAUCGAAUAGUUCUUAGUGAUAUCAGAUACGACUUAAACACCUUCGACUUUGCUGUUCCAGAUAUUACUGUGCCUGAUCAGCACAGUCAGGUGAGACUAGAUCCUUUUGAGAUGAGUGAGUUUGUAAUUAAAAAGAGUUCUUAA
Messenger RNA from Moneuplotes crassus, 2994 nucleotides. The record is from the annotation of a GenBank genome assembly. NCBI's taxonomy places the organism in Eukaryota, Ciliophora, Spirotrichea, Euplotida, Euplotidae.